AUGGCUGCCAACACCUCCAGAAUGACCGAGCUGGCGGCUCGGAUUAGUGAGAAUACCGCCAAAGUUGAUGCCUAUCUACGCAGCCAUGGACUUCCCUCUCCGUCGUUUGAUGAGGACGGGCCUGUCGACUUCGGCAUCAAGGACGAGGAGAUCAAAAAGGCCCAGGAAGAAGUCAUUCAUUACUCCAUGGAACUCCAACGACUUCUCCAAGGCCCGUCACAAUUUUACCACCCCCUCCCAAACAUCAUCAGUCUCCAAGCGAUCUCCAAAUAUGACAUCGCCACCAAAGUUCCCGUCCACGGUCAAAUCUCCUUUGCCGACCUGGCCCAGAAAUGUGGGCUGAGUGAAGUCAAUGUCCGCCGAUUCCUCCGCUACGCCAUGUUCUUCCACAAAGUCUUCUGCGAGCCGCGUCAGGGUUACGUGGCACAUACUGCUGCCUCACGAUUCUUGGCAGAGAACAAAGUCAUCCAAGACGUCUUGUCUCACUAUGCUGAUGAAGCGGGUCCUUCGUUUGCUUUGACACUCCGUGCAAUUGAAGAGUUUAACGGACAAGAAGAGCCAAACCAGACCGGAUGGAACCUCUACCACCAAACCACCGAUUCUCCCUGGGACUACUACAACACACACCCCGAACAAGCCCGACGAUUCUUCAGCACCAUGGCCUACGAGACCGAGAUCGGAGGCCGAUCCAACACCGUCCUAGUCAACAGCUACCCAUGGUCUUCUCUCAAGAACGGAUCCCAAGCCACGGUAGUCGACGUGGGUGGAUCACGAGGUGUGACGGCUACUGCGCUCGCACAAUCCGUACCAAACCUCAAGGUAAUCGUGCAGGAUAUCCCGUCGAUGAUCGAGGGAGCCAAGGAGGAGAUCCCGUCGGAGAUCGCCGACCGAGUCGACUUUGUCGCGCACGACUUUUUCAAGACGCAGCCGAUCCACGCGGACGCAUACAUUAUUCGCCAUGUCUUUCACAACUGGUCGGAUGCGAACACAAUUCGCAUCCUCAAGGCCUUGAUUCCAGCUUUACAUAAGGGAGCUAGGAUUAUCAUCAACGAUUAUAUUGCGCCGCCGCCGGGUGUGCUCUCGCACUUGAAGGAGCAGCGACUUCGGGAGAUGGACAUGUGCAUGUUGACUCUGUGCAAUGCCUACGAACGAGAGUCCCAGGACUGGAAAAAGGUCAUCGAGCAGGCCGACCCUCGCUUCAAGAUUGCACAGAUGUUGGUGCCAAACGAGAGUGAGGGUAUUAUUGAGAUUGUGUGGGAGGGUUGAACAUGAUGACCUCGGCCAAUCACGCCGUCUAAGCCUUUCUAUGUGGGAGGACUGGCUUAUGUGAUAG
Aspergillus sclerotioniger CBS 115572 is the source of this 1333-nucleotide messenger RNA. Its product is annotated as putative O-methyltransferase. The transcript is spliced from 5 exons. Lineage: Eukaryota; Fungi; Ascomycota; Eurotiomycetes; Eurotiales; Aspergillaceae. Gene Ontology annotation, molecular function: O-methyltransferase activity. The record is from RefSeq and is a predicted model, not a curated record. Bases 1 to 1266 code for a protein of 421 amino acids.